AUGCUAGAAACAAGGAUAUUAAGAUCAUUACCUCAGGUAAGGAAAUACCUGGUAAAACGCUUUCGAUCUCCCUUUCUGUUUCUUCCUAAUGAAACAAAGCAUAUAUUUGAUGAAGAAAAACUAACACCAGAAGAAAAUAAAGCAGCUAUUCCAUUAAAACCAAAUUACGACAAUUUAGAAAAAAUACAUCAUGAAGUGAUAAAUCCAGAAGAAGUAUCAGAUCUCGUGGUAAAACUUAACUCAAAUGAUAUUCUAGUAAGCAUAUUGUCGAAAGAUGGAUAUCUAUUUGGUGAUAAAAAUUAUUUACUUACAGGAACAAAUAAACCAACCAGGUUCAAGGCUACAAGUAUUUUGAAUAGUUGGUGCCGAAUUUUCAAUAAUCAAAUUAAAGACUUGAAAGAAAUUUCUCCAAUGCAAUUCUGGGAUCCUGUCGUAUCACCCCAAAUCAGUAAAGCUAUUGAAGAAUAUGGAGAUAAUUUUGAAAAACUUUUCCAAGAAACAAGGGCAUUGAAGAAUUCUAAAUUGAAAAAACAUGGAGAUAUCCCACCAUCAGAAUUAGUGGACAUGAUUACGGUGGAUAAUUUGUCACUUUAUGUUUUGAACAACUUGAGUUCUAUUGAAUCCUUAGCAGUAUUUGUUGGGUUUAUGCGGAAUCAUAUUGAAUAUUAUACCGUCGAAGGUUUAAGUGAGAUAUUAGCAAAAUUGACUGAUAUUUGUUAUAGAUUACAUGGCGACAUUGAUUAUGAGUUAUAUUUAUCAGUGAAACAAAAACAUCCUGGUGUCAUUCAGAAACUACCAUCCGAUACUAUUGAUAAAUUGGCCAAUUUGUUAGCCUCAAAGAAUUGGGAGUUAUCCAAGGAGUUGAUCCGGGUGCUUAUCAAGCGAGAUGUGUGUCCUUCAGAAACAACAAUGAAUGAGUUCUUACUCAAUUUCGUUAAUAGUGACCCCGAAACAAAAUUAAAAGAGUUAUCGUUCCUAAAACUGGCCAUUUUUAGCAGAGGAGUGAACGAAUUAUCAUUACAAAUAGUCUUGACAACCAUAAGGAAUAUUCACGAAUUUAGCAAAUUAAUAGAGUUGAUUAAAACCUCAAAUCAAUGCCAAUUAAUCUUAUCAAAAUACCAGCACAUCUUGUUUGCAACAUUGAAAAGAGUGACUACUAAUUUACCGUUACAAAAAGCUCAAUUUGUUAGAGUAUUAACUGAAAACAAUGUCCAUGUUGACAACGAUUUGAUGAGAGUUUUAGAAAACUGA
Messenger RNA from Candida albicans SC5314, 1251 nucleotides. RefSeq lists its product as uncharacterized. The record is from RefSeq and is a predicted model, not a curated record. The transcript has a single exon. Bases 1 to 1251 code for a protein of 416 amino acids. NCBI's taxonomy places the organism in Eukaryota, Fungi, Ascomycota, Pichiomycetes, Serinales, Debaryomycetaceae.